GACCGCUUGCUGGAUGUCUCUGUGUGGUGCAAGAACUGCAAAAACUGCAACGUUUCACAUUCUCGAAAAUCCCCGUUUAUUUUAGGGGUUGACGUCAUCUUGUCCAGGGGAUAGGCUGGGGUAACCUUCGGCUAUUUCUCAUUCCUGUGCAAUACUUCGGGCGCUCGCCAACAGUUAUAUUUCUUAGACCGGCCCUGCAUUUAGGCCUCCUGAUAUUGUUUCUGAAAAAUCAUUGAAAUGGCGGAAAACAGCCCCGUACCUCAAAGCCAGCCCUUGACAGCCAGCCAGGUGUGUAACAACGCUGGGGGAUAUGUCUGGACUUUGGAUGACAUGGACCGUCUACGUCGCUUCCUCUGUCUAGGCUCAGAGACAGGGACGUACUACUGCAAAGCUAAGGAGCUAGGCCUGCAGAACAUGGAGUGCAUCCAGAAACUAAUUGAAGACGGGAGGGGAGAGGAUGUUGUCAAAGAAAUCCUGGAGUAUAGCUUAGAGGGGCGUACCGCCAAACAAGACCCCAUUCUCGUCGCCCUGGUUCAGUGCGCUCGUUGCGAACACGUCAAGGUUAAGCAACAGGCUUACGAGGCCAUGCCCAAGAUCUGCCGCAUCCCGACCACCUUGUUCCAGUUUGUGGAGUUCGUAGAGAAGAUCCAAGGCGGGUUUGGGACAGGCUGGGGGCGGGCCCAGAAGCGGGCAAUCUCCCGCUGGUACAAUGAGAAGAAUCCAAGACAACUGGCCUAUGCUGUGACCAAGUACAGGAAUCGUAAUGGUUGGACUCAUCGAGAUAUUCUCCGGCUUGGACACGUAAAGCCCAAAGAUGAGGUGACUGGCCUGGUGCUGAAGUAUGUGGUUAAAGGCUGGAAGGAGCUUGACAAGUCAGUCAAGGAGGAUGAAGAACACAGUGAUUCUUUCAAGGAAGUCCUGACCUUCUUGAAGGAUGCUGAGACAGCCCGGCUUUCCACAGACCAAACGGAAGUGAUCGCCUUGGUGGAGAAACAUCAGUUUGCCUGGGAACAUCUGCCCACACAGUUUCUCAAAUCAGUUGAUGUCUGGAAGGCUCUGCUUCAAUCCAUGCCCAUGACAGCCAUGAUCCGCAACCUGGGCAAGCUGACCUCCAUCGAGCUCUUGAAACCCCUCACCGAAGAGACAGCGCUGGUCUGCGAACGGCUGCGGGAUGAGAACCGUUUGCGCAAAGCCCGUGUCCACCCAAUCCACAUCCUGGCAGCACUCUACCAAUACAAGAAGGGGAAAGGACACAAGGGCAAGCUGUCAUGGACGCCAGUGCAGACAAUUUGCGAUGCGCUGGAUGACGCUUUCUACAAAACGUUCAAGUUUGUUGAGCCAACCGGCAAGCGUUUCCUGCUAGCUCUGGACGUCAGUGGCUCCAUGAGUUGUAGUGGCGUCAACGGAAUUGAGAACAUCAUGGCCCGAGAAGCAUCUGCUGCUAUGGCGAUGGUUACCAUGAGAACCGAGCAGAACCAUUACAUCAUGGCUUUCUGUGAUCAUCUGGUGGAUGCUGGAAUCAAUUCCAAGAUGAGGCUGGAUGAAGUCAUCCGUACUGUCAACUCACUCAAUAUGGGAGGGACAGACUGUGCUCUGCCAAUGAUCCACGCCAGAAAGAAGAAGAUCCCUGUGGAUGUCUUCAUUGUCUACACGGACAAUGAGACAUGGUUUGGUGAUGUCCACCCGUCCCAGGCGCUGCGCGACUACCGCAAGGCAAUGAAAAUUGACGCCAAGCUGAUCGUGGCCGGUAUGUCAGCCACCAGCUUCUCCAUUGCUGACCCGGCAGACAAAGGCAUGCUAGACAUUGCGGGGUUCGACUCGAACUGCCCUGACCUGAUACGCAAUUUUGCCCUGAAUUUGGUAUAAGUGGUGUCAAUGGGAACUUUGUACAGAGCAGCUCAAUAAGAAGCCUCAGGCAAUAGGAUGACCUUUCAAGGGGCGGGGCUUACAGCCAGCAGGUUGGGGGGUAAUAGGCUACACGAAAAAACUAAUGUCUGUCUUGAAAGGUACAUGUAAAGUAAACAGUUUAAGACAUUUAAGCAACAUCAUUUUAACUUUUCAAGAAAUAAAUUUGAAUGAUAUCAUUUAAAAACCAAUUUUUAAGAUGUCCAGUUUUAUCCAUAUUUAAUCAUCAGUCGCAGUGCAUUAGAGCCAAAUAUGAAAAUUAUUCUUGAAUUUUCAUGUAUGUUGUAUGUUACUUAUGUCUGCUACAUACAGUGUAAGCCUUUUUGCUUGUGCAUGGUCAGCCAUAGCAGUUGCCAGUCUUUAAAAAGCAGACUGAUACAUUUUUCAAAGUGUUGCCUAUAAGUACCAAUAGUGAGCCUGAUGAAAAAUCUGCAGUGCCCAGCAGCGUCAAAAUUAGCUUGGGGAUUUUCUUCAGUGCUAGAAAUUAGUGCAGGCUUACAGUCUUCUAGCCUACAUUGUAUUUGUCCUGAAAUCGCUUUACAUAAACCUUUUUAUGUUGUUAUAUUGUAAACUAUGUUUUGUGUCUACUUUUGAAAAAACAAGUGUGAAAAAAGUGCCACAUCAUCUGUGAGAUAGUAAAGAGCUUCACCUGUUUAGUCGAGUACAAUUUUGAAUUGAAGUGCAGAAGUUCAGAAAAUCACCUACUGAAAAGAUGACUUGUUCAAGCCAAGACAGUUUGGGUUUGUUCCUAACCAUUUGACUUGUGUCUGUAGUUUUUGGAGGAAUGGAGUGUGUCAAAAAUUGUGUAAAUGUUCCAACUUCUUUUAAAAAAUAAAUGACGUUUGUAAUUGAAAGGCAAUGAUAUGUAAGUUAUUCACUGUUUUGAUUAAGGAUUAGGUAUAUUGGGGAAAGUUGACAAAAACUUUCACGAUGAAAGGUAAUUAAUUAAAUAUUUUAAGGAUCAGGCAUGUUGGAGGUUAUCUUUGGUCUUUUAAUGUUCAUUUUAACUUGCAAAUGAAACAACACAUCGAUAAUCCAACUGUGAUUUUGGUAAAUACAUGUUAUAGAAUGCCUGUCUUUUAAUGAUUUAUGGGUAAAAAAAGGAAAUUUACAGCAGAUUUAAAGUAACUUUUCUCAAAUACCAACGGCGUCAUUUGCCUGUCUGAUUGAAGGCCAUUUCAUGGCUGUGUAAUGCAUGUUGUUUGCUGACUAAUACUUUGCUGCACAGAUAACGGAAUUAGGCAUGUAAAUGUAUUUUGAAAAGUGAGGAAGAUUUACAUUGUGCAUAAUCACAUUUGCAAUAUCAUAACUUGGGGAAAAUGGAAUUUCGGAUUCAAUUUGUAAAUCCAUGCCACAUCUUAGUUUAUAAAUACAUAUACAUGUACUUGGUUUGUAAAAUGAUAUUCAUGUUUGACAUAUGUGUCCACUAGGUCAUAUUAGGGCUUUAUGUUGCUAGAGGGAGUUUUUAUUAACUUUUGAAAGUUGUAAUAUGUAACUAAAGUUUUGAGGAAAUAGACAACAAAAUAUUUUUUAAAUGAUAGAUUAAACAUAUUUGCUGCAGAAGUUGAUUUGAAAUCUGAUUCAGUCCGGAAUGAAUUGUACCUGAAUGAACUCUUUGUGUAGAAGGAACAAGAGUGUAGAAUGUUUUCAAAUAAAAUGCAGAAAAACUCCAA
Acanthaster planci (crown-of-thorns starfish) is the source of this 3578-nucleotide messenger RNA. RefSeq names its product RNA-binding protein RO60-like. The record is from RefSeq and is a predicted model, not a curated record. Gene Ontology annotation, molecular function: RNA binding. Gene Ontology annotation, cellular component: ribonucleoprotein complex. Lineage: Eukaryota; Metazoa; Echinodermata; Asteroidea; Valvatida; Acanthasteridae.